CUGUACAAAUUGUAUUUGAAUAAUGGAGUAAGGUUUUACAGAACUGCAGAGAAUAUGCAUAUAUAUGUACGGUUGGUGAGAAAAUGAAUGAUGAGAUCUCUCAUCAUCUUCAGCCUUCUUGGAAUUUCUACAUAAUUUCCAUUGUCGUCUCAUAAGACGUUGGUUAAUUUUUUGGGAGUCUGGAACUGUCUCAUUCUCAGUAUGACUGCAGAGAAGGUCACAUGGAAAUGUAUCAUCCCAGUGUGUUGUUCCAAGGUUAGUGAUGAAGAUUGCACAAGACAAGUUCAAGAUAAGAAAACCCCUUUUCUGCAGAAAAGGAUGUCCAUGUUGGAUGUAAUUAGCGACCCCAGCUAUGUAGAUGAUCUCUCCAAUUCUUUUUCCGGCCUAAACCUUCAUGUGUUCUCACUCGCGGAGCUUAAAGUUGCGACGAACGGUUUUUCAUGGAGUAAUUUGCUUGGUGAAGGUGGCUUUGGACCAGUUUACAAGGGAUUUGUUGAUGACAACCUUAGGCCUGGGACAUUGAAGGCUCAGCCGGUAGCUGUCAAACUAUUAGACUUGGAUGGCUUUCAAGGCCAUAGUGAGUGGCUGGCAGAACUUGUCUUCCUUGGACAGCUGAGACAUCCCAAUAUUGUUAAGCUGAUCGGAUAUUGUUGUGAAGAGGAGCAUAGGCUUCUAGUAUACGAAUACAUAGUCAGAGGAAGCUUGGAAGAUCAACUCUUCAGAAGAUAUUCUGCUGCUCUUCCAUGGUCAACUAGAAUGAAAAUCGCAGUUGGAGCCGCUAAGGGCCUAGCCUUCCUCCAUGAAGAUCAUAGGCCUGUGAUAUUCAGAGAUUUCAAAACUUCAAAUGUUCUUGUAGAAUCUGAUUAUACAGCAAAACUUUCUGAUUUUGGGUUAGCAAAGGAUGGUCCAGAAGGAGAAGAAACACAUGUUGUAACACGUAUACUAGGGACUCAAGGGUAUGCAGCCCCUGAAUACAUAAGAACAGGUCACUUAACAACCAAGAGUGAUGUGUAUAGCUUUGGAGUAGUUCUACUAGAGCUGUUGACAGGUAAAAGGUCUGUGGAUAGAACUCGCCGGAGCCGCAAACAGUGCCUUGUAGAAUGGGCAAGGCCUCUGUUGAAGGAUCCGAGAAAGCUCAACCGCAUCAUAGACCCAAGACUGGAGGGACAGUAUUCCACCAAAGGGGCUAGCAAGGCAGCUACAUUGGCUUAUACUUGCUUGAGCAACAACCCCAAGUCCAGGCCAGUGAUGACCGAUGUGGUUAUGAUCUUGGAGUCUCUUCAGGACUUCAAUGAAGCUCUAACUUAUCAGCCAUUUGUUUAUGUCGCACCAAAUGAAGAGAAGGACUGCAAUGAUGAAAAGGAAAACUACCAUUGCAGAUACACCAUGAAAGAUAUUCUCAAGACAGAAGUGAUUUGAGUCAGUAUCUUACUCCUAUAUGUAAGUAUUCAUAUUUUCCAAACUAUAAAAUGGUGGAAAAGAAUGAAGUGUAUGAAUAUACGAUAAUGAAAUUGAUUAAGAUGCACUUGAAUGAGAGAACAGACCAAAAACCUAACGU
Messenger RNA from Argentina anserina (silverweed cinquefoil), 1558 nucleotides. RefSeq names its product serine/threonine-protein kinase RIPK. Bases 202 to 1419 code for a protein of 405 amino acids. Gene Ontology annotation, molecular function: protein kinase activity; ATP binding. The transcript has 5 exons. The record is from RefSeq and is a predicted model, not a curated record. Gene Ontology annotation, biological process: protein phosphorylation. NCBI's taxonomy places the organism in Eukaryota, Viridiplantae, Streptophyta, Magnoliopsida, Rosales, Rosaceae.